AUGGAAGCUGAGAAAUUCUUCGGUUGGCUGAUUCAGCAGCUGGUAUUAGAAUAUUCGUUUUGGUCUAGAAAGUUACCUUCAGCCAAGUCUCCUCUCUUCUUCAAGAUUUUCUUACUGGGGCUUUUCGGGUGCAUGUCGCAGAUGGUUGGUUUUAAAGGUGUAGAAAAAAGUUCUCCUACGCUUUCCUCUGCUAUGAGCAAUCUCACGCCAGCUUUCACAUUCACCCUCGCAGUUAUCUUCAGAAUGGAACAAGUAGUGUUAAGGAGCUCUGCGACUCAGGCUAAAAUCGUUGGAGGAGUACUGUCUAUCUCUGGUGCUCUGGUUGUUGUGCUGUAUAAAGGCCCCAAAGUUCUAUUUGCUGCAUCUUUUACACCUUCAUCAACUCCUACUACCAUUUCACUUGACCAGCACUUGAUUUCACCAGAGUCGAGCUGGAUAGUCGGUGGCCUUUUGCUUGCGUCGCAGUUCUUUUUUGAUUCAGUCUGGUAUAUUAUUCAGACUAUGGUAAUGGAGGUAUACCCUGAAGAAAUAACAGUAGUCUUCUACUUUAAAUUAUGUGCAACGUUAAUCUCAGCACCUGUAUGUUUAUUGGCGGAAAGGAACUUGGCUCCUUGGGUUCUUAAACCGCAUAUUACCUUCGCUGCGAUCGUAUACUCGGGAGUCUUUGCUUCAAUAUUCAGUGUUUUUACCCACACAUGGGGUCUGCAUCUGAAGGGUCCUGUCUAUGUAUCCUUGUUUAGGCCACUGUCUAUUGCGAUUGCAGUUGUAAUGGGUUCUAUAUUCCUCGGCGAUGCACUUCACCUUGGGAGUGUCAUCGGAUCAGUGAUUUUGAGCUGUGGAUUCUACACUGUGAUUUGGGGAAAAGCAAGAGAGGAUUCAACCAGAACUGUAGCUGGUUCCGAGAAGUCACCUUUGUUGGUUACACACACCAUAGAAGAUGAAGCCUCAUCAUGA
Eruca vesicaria subsp. sativa (arugula) is the source of this 954-nucleotide messenger RNA. Lineage: Eukaryota; Viridiplantae; Streptophyta; Magnoliopsida; Brassicales; Brassicaceae. The record is from the annotation of a GenBank genome assembly.